Messenger RNA from Pelagomonas calceolata, 2174 nucleotides. The record is from the annotation of a GenBank genome assembly. NCBI's taxonomy places the organism in Eukaryota, Pelagophyceae, Pelagomonadales, Pelagomonadaceae.
CUAGUAUGUUAGUACCGCUAGGUCAAGCGCCGCACACACAAAAGCGGCUUAUACGCUUGCGCAGCGACUGCAUUAGUCGCAUUCGUGCAGCGACAGCGCUGCAGCUAGCGCUGCGGCUCUCCGUCGGCUCUCAAGCCAAGUAGGCACAAGGCGCCUCUCAAAGAGCAGUCAAUACUGCGCGCGCGGCGCGAUAGCAACCGCGACAGGCCGCUCUCGGUCAAGCGCUCGUCGUCAAGCGCUCGUAUCCAUAAAAAGAUGCCGCGCACGCGCGCGCAGCGCCGCCACGCGCUCGCGACGGCACUCGACGGGGACUCCGUCUCCUACAUCCUAUCGUUCCUGCCCAAGCUCGGCGUCGUUCCCGGCCGCUUGUACACGCUAUCCGGGUCGGGCACUCAGCACACAUGCGGUGGGCUCUCGCUCAAAGCAAUCCUCGCGCCGCGGCGGCGGCGCCUGAUCAAGUGCCCCGGUGACAUUCCGCGGCUCGAGAACGCGGUCGCCGCGGCGCGCGAGGGCGAUGUCGUGCUGCUCACGGAGAGCGUCGAGCUCCAGGCGCCGAUCGUCGCGCCGCCGUUUCAUGUGACGAUCGCGGCGGUGUCGCGGCGGCGCUUCGGCCGCUACAGGAGUGACAACGUGCCGCCGGGGCAGCACUACAGUCACGGACAGCUCGAGCGGGCGCUCGGCCGUCCGUCUCACGGCGCCUACGUCUACGUCAACAGGAAUAGAUUCUCGGGCGGCGACGGAGAAGAGUCCGACUCAGACGGCGACAAUCCGCAGCUGUAUGCUCGCGACACCUUGGGUGCGGUCGUGGCCUCUGGAGCAGACGUGCGCCUCGAGCUACGCGGGCUCGCGUGGGUCGGUGAGGAACUCGACGAGGACGUACCCGAGGACCCAGGCCCUCUGUUCUUGCCCUUCGCCAUCGACGCGCAAGACGGGGCGCGCGUCGACGUAGAAAACUGCUGGCUCUCCAGUAUCUCCAGGGCCGCCCUGCGUGCUUCUAGCGGUGCCUCUAUCUAUGCGCGAGACCUGACGAUUGGCCUUAGCUCCAAGGGCGUUAUGGCAUAUGACGGCGGUAGUGUGAUUGUCGAAAAUUGCUUGUUUAAAGGGAACCACAUAUAUGGAGGGAUGGCGCACAACGGCGGUCGGAUCGACGUGCGUUCGUGCCGCAUUGAUUGCUGCUUCCUCGUGGGAUUCUGUGCAAGAGGAGUCGGCUCGCACAUCCGCAUCCGCAAGACGGUAUACAUGUCGCGCCUAGUAGAGCUCGCCGACGAGGAGAGCUGGACUCCGCGAUUUACCAUCAAACGCGGCGGAUGUGUUACAUUCUCCGCCACGGAGAACGAAACGUAUAGGUGGGCGUCGACCGAGCCAUACCCAAACGUCGAGCUUGUGGAGUGCGACGGAGGCGACCUGGAGGGCUUCGAGGACCUCUCGGGCGGCGAGCCCGAGCCGGUCCUGUCUCUCACGUAUGAGGCCGGAGGCGCUGAAUUCGUGUCGCGGGUCCGCUUGGACGAGCCCACCGAAACGAGCAACUACUGGUUCGACGGUUCCUCUGGAUACCGCCUGGCGUAAUUUGUAUUAACAUUAGUCAACUCUGCACGAGAGAGCCGAAGACAGGGGGAGGCAUCCCCGCCGCCCGCGCCGUCGGGCCGCGCACCUAAAGUAGAGUGCGCGGCCGUCAUCGUGGCACAGUGACGAGGACACAGAACGAGGAAGGGGCCCACAAGAAGUGGACCCCCUAGCCUCAGCCGCCCGCGCCGCACGCGCUCAUCGCGCCCUGCGUGUCCUUCAUGCCCCGAAUUUUCUUCCCUCCACCAGCACCGCCGGGCCCGCCGCCUCGUCCGGUGGAGCCGCCGCCGCCGCGCGGCCUUCUCCUCAUCUCGGCCUUGGCGCCUUCGGGAUCAAUCAACGUCUGGAAGAAGAUGCUCACAAAAUCAAUGACGCCCCACAGAAUAUCGAGAGGUAGGGAGAGGCGGAAUAAUGAGCGUUUUUCGACGACCGAGCCGUCGGCCGUCAGGUAGACCAUGAUUCUUCAGUGGGCAGCGCCACACUCUGUAGGCGUCGCGGCGAAGACAGCGCGAGCUCGUAGCGCUGGCGCGGGGCUGUGGCCGCAACCAGUCGUCGCCAAUGCGUCGUCACAGGGAGCCACGCGGUGCACGACGCUCGACGCCCGAGACGCG